Coffea eugenioides is the source of this 2274-nucleotide messenger RNA. Its product is annotated as lupeol synthase-like. The coding region runs from base 1 to 2274 and encodes 757 amino acids. Gene Ontology annotation, biological process: triterpenoid biosynthetic process. Gene Ontology annotation, molecular function: intramolecular transferase activity. Gene Ontology annotation, cellular component: lipid droplet. The transcript is spliced from 18 exons. The record is from RefSeq and is a predicted model, not a curated record. Lineage: Eukaryota; Viridiplantae; Streptophyta; Magnoliopsida; Gentianales; Rubiaceae.
AUGUGGAAAUUGAAGAUUAGUGAAGGGAGUGGACCGUGGUUGGAAACUACCAACGGUCAUUAUGGAAGACAACACUGGGAGUUUGAUGAUCAGGCUGGAACAGUCGAUGAACAAGCACAAAUUGAAAAAGUACGUGAAGAAUUCAAACUGAAUAGGUUUCACAGGAAGCAAAGUUCCGACCUCUUAAUGCGGAUGCAGUUAACAAAGGAGAGCUCACAUUAUACUCCAAUUCCACCGGCAGUAAAGGUUAAAGAAACAGAGGAUGUAACGCAAGAGGCUGUGAUUACUACAUUGAGGAGAGGAAUAAGCUUCUACUCAACUAUUCAGGCCCGCGAUGGAUUCUGGCCUGAUGAAAAUGCCGGCCCUUUGUUCUUCACACCUACAUUAGUUAUGGCCUUGUAUAUAACCAAAACACUCGAUACAGUUUUAUCAUCGGAGCACCAAAAGGAGAUUAUCCGUUACACGUACAACCAUCAGAAUGAAGAUGGAGGCUGGGGACUACACAUAGAGGGGCACAGCACUAUGUUUGGUUCAGCCCUGUGCUACAUCGCACUGCGGUUGCUAGGAGAAGGACCUGAAGAUGGGGAGGACAGGGCCAUGGCCAGAGGGCGCCGAUGGAUUCUAGAUCAUGGUGGAGCUGUUGGAAUACCCUCAUGGGGAAAGUUUUGGUUAAGUGUUCUUGGAGUGUAUGACUGGGCAGGCUGCAACCCACUACCUCCGGAGUUCUGGCUGCUCCCCAAAUUCUUCCCAAUUCAUCCAGCGCAAAUGAUGUGUUAUUGUCGCUUGGUUUACAUGCCCAUGUCAUAUUUGUACGGGAAGAGAUUUGUUGGGAGUAUAACAGGACUAAUACAGUCUCUGAGAAAUGAGUUGUACGUCCAACCCUAUCACCAAGUAGAUUGGAAGAACAGUCGAAAUACCUGUGCAAUGGAGGAUUUGUACUUUCCACACCCUUUGGCACAAGAUAUGCUAUGGGGAUUUCUCUACCAUUUUGCUGAACCUAUUAUGGCGCGAUGGCCAUUUUCUGCAUUAAGAGAGAAGGCUUUAGAGAAGACAAUGGAACAUGUGCAUUACGAGGAUGAGAACAGUAGAUACAUUUGCAUUGGAGUCGUGGAAAAGGUGCUUUGCCUACUAGCUUGUUGGGUAGAAGAUCCACAUUCAGAAGCAUUCAAGCGCCAUCUUGCUCGUCUGCCUGAUUACUUUUGGGUAGCAGAGGACGGCUUGAAAUUGCAGACUUUUGGCAGCCAAGCAUGGGAAGCAGCUUUGUCAAUUCAAGCAGUCCUAUCUAGUAAUCUGGCUGAAGAGUAUGGACCAAUGCUUAUGAAAGCACAUGAUUUCAUAAAAGCAUCGCAGGUUCGAGAUAACCCUUCAGGAGAUUUCGUGAAAAUGCAUAGGCACAUUUCUAAAGGCUGUUGGACAUUUUCAAUUCAAGAUCAUGGUUGGCAAUCCUCUGACUGCACUGCUGAAGGAUUAAAGGCUGCACUUCUUUUUGCACAAAUGCCACCGGAACUUGUGGGGAACAAAAUUGAAACCGAGCGGUUAUGUGAUGCUGUGAAUAUUAUUUUGUCUUUACAGCGUAAUAACGGGGGUUUUCAAGCAUGGGAGCCACAGAGAGCAUAUAGUUGGAUGGAGAAGCUCAACCCUAUCGAAUUUUUCCAGGAUGUUAUCAUCGAGCGAGCGUAUGUCGAAUGCACUUCUUCAGCAAUUCAAGCUCUGCUACUCUUUCAAAAGCUGCAUCCUGGACAUAGGGAAGAUGAGAUAAAGAGUUGCAUCUGCAAAGCUAUAGCUUAUAUUGAAGAUGAACAAGAGCAUGAUGGUUCAUGGUAUGGUCGCUGGGGGAUUUGUUACACAUAUGCAACCUGGUUUGCAGUGGAGGGAUUGGUGGCUUGUGGAAAGAACUAUAAAAAUUCCACAACUCUGCAAAAGGCGUGCAGAUUUUUGCUAUCAAAGCAAUUGCCUGAUGGUGGAUGGGGCGAGAGUUAUCUUUCAUGCUCAAAUGAGGAGUACACAAAUCUAGAUGGAGACCGGUCAAAUUUGGUGCAAACUUCAUGGGCUUUGUUAUCUUUGAUUGCUGCUGGCCAGGUAGAGCUUGAUCCAACACCCAUACUUCGCGGAAUACGAUUGCUAAUAAAUUCGCAGAUGGAAGAUGGAGACUUUCCCCAACAGGAAACCACGGGUAUCUUUUUCAAGAAUUGCACUAUGCACUAUGCAACAUAUCGAAAUGUAUUCCCAAUCUGGGCCCUUGGUGAGUUUCGUCGACGCGUUCUAUGUCUGUAA